GAAACUAACACUACGUCCAUAAAGUAAGAAAGCUACACAAUCCAUCUAUUCUGUGAGGAACGAACCAUGAAAGCAAUAUCCCUGAUGAUUGUUCUUCUCCCUCUAAUAAUGUUUCCACCGUCAUCACAAUGUGUGAGAAGGAUGGAGUGCCCUAGAGUAGUAGGGGACAUAGGGCAGUGCCUGUGGUACUUGAGGAGCAUCCCUUAUAUAACAUUUCCGUCACAACAAUGUUGCGACGGACUUAGAAAUCUUGAAAGUGGUUUACAUAGCGUGCAGGAUAGAAGAGAUGCUUGUAACUGCGUUAGGGCCGUAUCAAUGAUCAUAGCCCCAUUUCCAACCAACGCUAGGGAACUCCCAAUUCGAUGUGGGGUCCAACUUCCCUUCCCCUUUUCCACUGCCUUCGACUGCUCCAGGAUUGGAUGAUUCAGAGCCGAAUUUCGUUCUUCGGUGCAGCAAGAAUGAAGAGAAAAUAAUACUGUUUACGAAUAUUUAUCAAUAGACAUAGAAGUAUAUAAUCUAAUAAAGUAUAAAAAAAAAUCUAAUGGAAUCGUCUAGUGCUUUGUUGAUUCCUGGAGUUCAAAUGAAUAUCCUAGUGAGAUUUAAAUAAAUAUUAGGAACCUAUCGUUCCUUUUUCUUCUUUUUUUUUUCUUUUCUAUUUUAUCCUUUUCUUAUAUAUAUUGGUA
Messenger RNA from Arachis duranensis, 683 nucleotides. Its product is annotated as non-specific lipid-transfer protein. The record is from RefSeq and is a predicted model, not a curated record. Gene Ontology annotation, cellular component: membrane. The transcript has 2 exons. Gene Ontology annotation, biological process: lipid transport. Gene Ontology annotation, molecular function: lipid binding. Lineage: Eukaryota; Viridiplantae; Streptophyta; Magnoliopsida; Fabales; Fabaceae. The coding region runs from base 67 to 423 and encodes 118 amino acids.